This is a messenger RNA of Mollisia scopiformis, 1350 nucleotides long. Its product is annotated as o-methyltransferase-like protein. The transcript is spliced from 6 exons. NCBI's taxonomy places the organism in Eukaryota, Fungi, Ascomycota, Leotiomycetes, Helotiales, Mollisiaceae. Bases 1 to 1266 code for a protein of 421 amino acids. The record is from RefSeq and is a predicted model, not a curated record. Gene Ontology annotation, molecular function: O-methyltransferase activity.
AUGGAUAUCAAACAAAUCAUGACACAGCAGCAUCUUGCUAUCAUAGCAAAUUUGCAAGAGCUCACAGCUGCUGUGGGUGCAUAUUCUACAAAAUUCGAGAGUAGUGUUUCUGUAGAUGAUCCAGUUGCUAUGGGAGAGCUUGCACAAUCCCACGUCGACAUGCUUGGGAGCGUGAAGCAGAUGCAGAGUGCAGUUUAUGGCCCGAUCAACAUGGUCACAUUACACUUUGAGGAAUUCUUCCGCUCGGCGGCGUUCAGAAGCCUCUUGGAAAUGGGAGUCGUUGAUGCCUUGCCAGUUGAUGGUAGUGGCAUGUCGGCAACUGACCUCGCCGAGAAACUAAAAGUUGAUGAAGAACUUCUCGUCCGCUUGUUGCGUAUUGUUGUGCCUACAUUUUUCACCGAGUCGAGUAUUGAGGUCUACGCUCAUACGCCAAACUCCUUGGUAUACCUAUUCCCUCCGUUGAGGGGAGGCUUCAUAAUGAUGUAUGAUGAAUAUGGUCCUUCAAGUGUCAAGCUCUCGGAAUUCUUGAAAAAGAAUGGGUAUCAGAAUCCAAAUUCGUUGACGAAUAAUCCUUACACGUAUGCCCACGACACGAAAGGCCUGAAUAUGUUCGAAUUCCUCGCCAAAGAUCCUAUCCGAUUCAAAAACUUUAAUGAUGCAAUGCAAGCCAAGAACAUGCAAAGUUCAUGGCCAUACAAUUUGUUUCCAUUCAAGGAGGAGCUCAGCAAAGUCGAAACCACAGAUGAAACUGUAUUACUGAUCGAUAUCGGCGGUGGAAAUGGACAAGCUGUAACUGCUAUUCGAGAGCUAUGUCACAGCAUCAAAGGCAGGAUGAUUCUGCAAGACCAGGCCCAAGUGAUUGAAGAAAUCACUGAUCCGCUACCUAACGUGGAGAAAAUGCCACACGAUUUCUUCGCAACACAGCCAGUCCAAGGUGCUCUGAUCUACUACAUCCGCCGAUGCUUGCAUGACUGGCCCGAAAACGAAUGCGUGGCCAUCCUCAAGAACAUCGCCGCCGCCAUGAAGCCGAGAACCUCGAGACUUCUCAUAUCCGAGAUCGUCAUGCCGCAAGGUGAGAUAGACAAUGAGACGUCGUGGUACGACAUUUGUAUGUUGAUGUUCAGCGGUAUGGAGCGAUCGGAAAAGCAAUGGAAGGCUUUGCUUCACAAGUCUGGCCUCACACUGUUGCAAAUACAUGGCGCUAUCGGAGGCAGUAACCACCGCGUGCUUGAAGCCGUUCUCAAGCAAUCGACAUGCAUCAUCUGAUGAUUCCAUUUACUCGGAGUUCGACUUGGAGGAAUCGGGAACUGUAAGAGAAGCAAACUAUCGCUGCGCCAACUCAGAUCAGGG